UGUGGUAUUGUUAUGUAUGUGUGUGAGUGUGUAUGGGUGAAUGUGAAAGGAAGGGAGUGUGGAGGAAGGGGGCAGCUGAUUUAGGGCCGUGGGUUUUCACUCUGGGGGCUCCCACAGACUCAGCACACGCUGUGCGUGACAGAGGGGAGCCUGCUGCGCCCUGUGCCCCUUGAAAUCAGCCCCUCACAGCCUCAGCGACUGCAAAGCAGGGCUGGGAACAUUAGCAACAAGGUGAAAGCUCCAUAGGGGAGGCGAGGAGCAGGGCACAGCUCUGGGCUUCACAGGAAAGGGGCAUCAGGCUAGCACACCCUACACAGGCUCCCCACCCUCUGUGUGCCCACUACUGCCCCAGGCAGGGGUGUGUGGGCGUGCAUGUUACAGAGCUGCUUGAAGUCAGGUGGUGGGUCAGGCUGCAGGGGGCUGGGAUCCAGGGCUGCCUUGCACCAUGUGGGGGGUGUAGCGGUGGCAGCGUGGGGGGGCACUCGUAAGUUGACCGGCAGAGUACUUGACGCUGCAGAAGGGAAUCCGGUUCUGAUCAUGGUAACGCAGAACCCAAAGCAGACCCCAUCGCCAGCGGAGACCAGGUCAGUCCGCGCCGUGGAGUGGGCGCAGCUGAGACAUCGUGUUGCCCAGUGGGAGAUGUCUGGAAAGAGCCUUGGGGGGGCCGCUCGGCGCAGGAGGACGCGCUGUCGGAAGUGUGAGGCGUGCGUGCGCACUGAGUGCGGCGAGUGUCACUUCUGCAAGGACAUGAAGAAAUUUGGGGGCCCCGGGCGCAUGAAACAGUCCUGUCUGAAGCGGCAGUGCACAGCGCCCGUUCUCCCGCACACAGCCGUGUGUCUCCUGUGCGGAGAUGCAGGGAAGGAGGACACCGCUCAGGACGAGGAGCAGAAGUUUAACCUGUCGCUCAUGGAAUGUACGAUUUGCAACGAGAUCGUCCACCCCGGCUGCAUCAAGAUGGGAAAAUCUGAAGCUGUAAUAAACACGGAGAUCCCCAACUGCUGGGAGUGCCCGAGGUGCAAGCGUGAGGGCCGUACGAGCAAGGACUCGUUGGACGGUUCUGGAAAGCGGCGUCUGGAUAACGGAGAGGACGCCGUCCGGUGGAAAUUGACAGACGACCCCGCUCCUGCUAAGAAGAAGCCGACGGAAGAUAAUUUAGGACAGAAAAGGAAGAAAGAGAAGGAUCCGCCAACCGACUCUGCCGUUAAAAAGAAGAUGAAGGUGGAGAAAGACAAGAAAGUGAAGAAGGAGCCGCCGGUCCCGUCAGAACCUGUCCCAGCCUUGGACCGCUCUCACCAGCGCGAGAAGAUAGAACGCUUCAAGCAGAUGUGCCAGAUGUUGGAGCGGGGCCGCAGCACCUCGUCCAGCUCCAGCUCGGACUCCGACUCGGACUCCGACUCCAAGGGUUCCCGGGGGAGCAGUGACACCGGAGAGGGGGGGGAGGGGAGGGAUUCACGGCUCAGCUUCAGCACCAGCUCGGAGGAUGAAGAGGAUGGAGGGCGAUCGGCCACCCUCGCUGAUGGACACAACGGCGCCAAGAACGGCAAGCAGAAGCCGUCGCGCACCAACUGGAGGGAGAAGGAGAACAGGAAGGCUGGCGGGGCUGGUGCCAGGAAGGGGCCUGGGGGCAGGAAUGCAGCGCAUGCCAUACCCCAGAGCCAGCUUCUGAAGAGGCCGCUCGUCCCCUCGCCUCCCAAGCCAGCCCCCCUUCAGAUGGAAAGGCACGUGGUACGGCCGCCCCCCCACAGCCCAGAGCCGGACUCCCUGCCGUUGGACAGUGGGACAGACCACGUAAUGCAGAGGGGAGUCUGGCUGUCCGUCUUCAGGCACCUGGGUCAGAAGGAGCUCUGUGUCUGCAUGAGGGUGUGCCGGACGUGGAACCGCUGGUGCUGUGACCGCCGCCUUUGGACAUCUAUCGACCUGAGCCGUAGGAAAUCAAUCACACCCCCUAUGCUGAGUGGUAUUGUCCGCCGGCAACCAAUCAGACUAGACCUCAGCUGGACCAACAUAUCAGAGAAGCAGCUGACCUGGCUAAUCCAUCGGUUACAGGGUCUGAAGGAGCUUGUGGUUGCCGGCUGCACGUGGAGCGCGGUGUCCUCUCUCUGCACGACCUCCUUCCCCUGCAUGUCUCUGCUGGACAUCUCCUGGGUUCAGGGAAUGAAAACUUCCCACCUCCGAGAGCUGCUUUCUCCUCCUUCCUCGGACUGCAAAACAGGGACGUCGGACCCCCGGGGUCGGCUGUCCUCCCUGUCGGAGCUGCGUCUCUGCGGUCUGGAGAUGGGAGACUCCGCGCUGCGUCUGCUGCUCCGUUACACUCCGCGGCUCCAUCACCUGGACCUCAGUCACUGCGUUCAACUGAGUGACCACGGGAUCCACAUCCUAACUGCUGCCACCUCCCCGCUCCGAGACAGUCUCACUCAUCUGAACCUCACAGGGUGCCACCGCCUGACCGAUCAGUCCCUGGCCUUCUUCAAGCGAUGCCCCCGGCUGACGCUCGUGGACCUGCGCUCCUGCCGGCUCCUCACGCACGAGGGUUUCCAGCGGCUCCUCCAGGAUCCCCCCUCCGAGCCCGACGGGAAGCCCUUCCAAUGUGCCGAGGAACAGGUGUUGAGCCGAGAGAGUUAGCGGUGGGGAAGGGGCCCCCGCCACAGCACUACAGCCCCUGGAUGGGGCAACUCUACUGUAUCUGCCUCCUCUACCUACCUAAGCCUUGCGCGCAGGUUUUGGAAAGGAGGGUGCACUGAAGAUCCCGAGUUUAACUGUUGAUGUACUAGGGAGGAGCUGCGCCAAACGGCAGCCGCGUUUCGUACGGAAACGGUUAAAAGGGAAAGGAACUUCCUACUAGCUCACGCUGGGGUUUGGGGUCUGGACACCCCUCUAUCUUAAUGAAAGUGUUCGGGACACCUUACGGUUAUUGUGACCUCACUCACCGGGUCCAGAGUGGUCCGUCGGCUAAUUCCACCCCCCUCCUACUCUGCUGGUACCCUUAACGGGGCAUUUGCUGAAGACGUGCAUGCGGGGUAGCGUGCGGCGCCCUUCAGGAGAGGAGGAGGU
Messenger RNA from Spea bombifrons (plains spadefoot toad), 3051 nucleotides. RefSeq names its product F-box and leucine rich repeat protein 19 (gene FBXL19). The transcript is spliced from 11 exons. Bases 373 to 2622 code for a protein of 749 amino acids. Gene Ontology annotation, molecular function: transcription coregulator activity; protein binding; zinc ion binding. The record is from RefSeq and is a predicted model, not a curated record. Gene Ontology annotation, biological process: protein demethylation; regulation of transcription by RNA polymerase II. Lineage: Eukaryota; Metazoa; Chordata; Amphibia; Anura; Pelobatidae.